Symbiodinium pilosum is the source of this 1386-nucleotide messenger RNA. NCBI's taxonomy places the organism in Eukaryota, Dinophyceae, Suessiales, Symbiodiniaceae. The record is from the annotation of a GenBank genome assembly.
AUGGAGCUCCUGGGCCAUGUGGCAACCAAGGGUGCCUCCGCAGCCUCUUCAGCCGCAGCAGGUGUUGCUGCAGCUGUGGGAGGUGUGAGGGAUCGAACCAACAGUGCGCUUACACGGGCAGCAAAUGCAUACGAGGCCCACAGUUAUGAAGAGCUACGCACCUACUUGGCAGAUUUUUUCACGGAUAGGGUGGACUUGAAAUCGUUGAGGGAUGCUGGUUAUGGGCGGCACGGCUCUCUCCUGGCCGGCGCAAAGGUGGAGGCGCUCGAGCGCCUGGUGAGCCUUUCUGGUCCUAUCCGUGCCAGGGUCAUGCUGGCACUGCGGGAGGCCAUUAAGGACGCAUCGCUCUCGGAUCCUGACAUGUGGGAGUGUGCACGAUGGCGGCUGGAGAGUGUCAUUGACCUGUUUUGGGAUGACCUUACAGUUUACGUUGAGAAUGUGGUCGGGGAUGCGAAGGAGCAGAUGCUGAAAAAAGGAGCCGAUCAUGCUGCCUUAAAGGAGCUGGGUCGCAGCCCCGGCUGUUUGAGUCCUUCCUGGUUCAGGGCCAAGCUUCUUUAUCAUUACCUUCCUUUUGACAGCUCCGUGUUUGGGCAGAUCAAAGACCCAGCCUUCUGGCUUCUGACAGCAAUCAGCAUUACCCCGAUGUUUGGCAUCCGGGUGGUCUUUUUUGCCUUGGUCCUCAUGUGCGUUGUUGCCGGUACACCUCCAGAUGAGUAUCAGACGGUCACCUUCAUCCUCACCUUCAAGGGAGCCCAGUUCUUGUCCAGUGGGGUCUUCAUGGCCUGCCUGGCUGCCUUUGAGUACUACAUGUGUGUGAAGCCAGGUGGUACGCACACUUGCGACACUGAGGGCCCAGGGGUGUCCCAGGAUUUGGCAACAAGUUCGGUCGACUUUGUCGGCAGCUGCGUUUUGGUUUGGCUGGCUUUCCUGCUGCUCCCGUGCACGCGCAGCUUUGCAGGGGCGCGAGAGAUCACAGAGAGCGACCGCAAGGAGUCCGACCAUGAUGAGAGGAGGUGUUGUCUUUAUGACCGCAGCCGCGGAGGCCGCCUUACAGGGCUCCUGGGCUACGACCUCUUCAGCUUCCUCUUGAGCUGUCUCCUGAUCUACUCGCUGACUGUGGUAGAUGUUUCCAAAGAGGAGACGGUGCGGCUAGAACAGGUGGCCAUGAACAAGGAUUUGCUGGUCUCAGAUCUUCAGAAUUGGCAGUUUCGGUCCAGAUUCUUCUUUGGCCGCAUCCUCUAUGGGUUGCUGUCCUUUCCCUUCCUUGUUUUUCAGCUGCCUGUUCUGAAUGGCAUCCUCACGCAUACGAACCCAACAGGGUACAACCCGCAAGGGCUCUGCGUGCCAUACCUUCUGCGGCCGAUGGAGGAAAGGAAGGGUCAAUGA